Molecule: messenger RNA, 1488 nt
Organism: Coffea arabica (coffee)
Lineage: Eukaryota; Viridiplantae; Streptophyta; Magnoliopsida; Gentianales; Rubiaceae
Source: RefSeq, a predicted model, not a curated record
AUGUCCUCCAGACCCACAACUAGGACCUCGGCUUACCUGCUGAAUAUGCAGCAGAACCCCGGAGAAUCACUUCGGUCCUAUGUACAGAGAUUCUAUGAGGAAAGCGUGUUGAUACCUGAUCCUAAUGAACAUGUUAUUAUAGCUGCGUUCACCCACGGACUCGUGGCCGGGGUAUUUAAUACAGGGAUACACAAGAAGUAUCCUCGUACACUCCAUGAACUCUGGUUGAAGGUAAAAAAAGGCAUACAAGCCGAAGAUCUCAAUCGAAUGAAGAAGGAGGUCCAAACAACUCGCUCGGGGACCGAUCCCAGAAGGAAGAAGGAAUCCGGCCGAAGUGAGGCAGGCGCUGUUGGUGGCUUUCAAAGCCUCAGCCGGGAUCGUCAAAGUGUGUUCAAUUGGAUAUCUAAAGGGAAGACAUCUAUCCCCGAGUCCGACCUGACGCCUUUGAACGCUACUCGAUCCCGAGUGCUCUUCGUCGUGGAGCAGAAUAACCUCGGGUGUGCCCUUUCAAAGAUGGCCGGGAGUAGAGAUAAGAGGAACUCUAACCUCUACUGCUUGUACCACCGAGAUAUCGGGCACGAGACAGAAGACUGCAAUGACCUCAAGAGGGAUAUUGAGCGCCUCAGUUACCAACGCGCCGACUCUCGACGUGAUGACCGAGGUGAUCGGCACCGAGAAGACAGACGAGGGUCGAGUAGCAGUUGCCGACCUCCUGAGGACCCCAGGGAGACAAAAAGACCUCCGCCAGACGGGUCCUCAGGCCACGGGUUAGGAUAUGGACCGAACAUCGCUGGGGUCAUCAACACUAUUGCCGAAGGUCUGACAGGAGGGGACAAUCAGAACUCCCGGAAGAGGACCUACAGGCAGGCCAACACUGUGCAGGCCGAGCCGAGCUCACGCUUGUCCGAAGUGAUAUCUUAUGGCCCUAACGACCCCGUUCCCGCUGCCUCGAGCAGCCACGAAGCUUUGGUGAUCGAGAUCCUCACCAACAACUACAUCGUGAAGAAGGUUUAUGUUGGUCCGGAAAGCUCGGUAGACGUCAUGUAUUUCCGAACUUUUGAAAUUUUGAACCAGACAAGAGAACAGCUGUCCCCAGUUAGGACGCCCCUAGUAGGGCUUGGGGGACACGUCGUGCAUCCAGAAAGGGUGAUGACCCUAACAGUGACCGUGGGUCACCACCCUCGCUGCCGAACCAUUACUGUCAACUUUGUUGUGGUCAAAAUCGACUCUCCCUUCAACUUGCUCAUGGGCCGACCCACGGUUAAUGCUCUCCAUGCGGUGUAUUCCACGUACCACCUGACUUUUAAGUUUCCAACCUGGCAGGAGUCAUUGAGGUUAACAGCGAUGUAUGUGCAGCGCGAGAGUGUUACCUCGCUACUUUGCAAGCCGCUUCUACGUCGGCCUCCUAGCCCUGGUCCGAAAAGAGGUCAAAUAUCCUUUCAAUCAAUUGUAUCGAUCCUCAGCAAAUCGGGAAGCCCCAGAGGCUAG